AUGUUUCAGGUGCUUACCGGUACGAGUGUUGCAGGAAACAACGGCUGGCUGACAACCGACGUCGUUUCUGGUGUACCGCAGAGAUCGCCGGCCUGGGGGGCGUACUCAGGUUCAUGGCCUGCGCAGAAGCGCUCCUCUUUUGAAGCGCAAAGUCUCCAUCUUCCGAGCUCCAAUGAAUACCGUCUAGAACCUUCGUGGUUCGGCGGCGGAGCCCGAAAACGAGCAGCCCAGCGGGGACGCUGCCCUAACUGCUACUCUCCGCAGCAAACUACACGCCAAAGUCCGCGUUGUGCAGUCUCCGACGAGACCUACAUGGACCGCUGCAUUCAACUGGCUUUAAUGGCAAGGCCGUCCCCGAACCCCCCGGUCGGAUGUGUGGUCGUCGACCCUGACACAGGUCGCAUUGUCGGAGAGGGUUUCCAUCCGCGUGCGGGCUACCCCCACGCGGAGCAAUACGCCUUGCAGGCGACCUUUACAACGCUGAGGAACGCGUCAUCGCACCAAAACCAGCACCUGGCAGCGACUGUCUCUGAGCCCGUGGCCGCACUACCUGGCUCUGCACGAGGUAUGCAUGUUUACGUGACGCUCGAGCCGUGCAACCAUUACGGGAGAACGCCUCCCUGCACCGAGUCCCUGAUCCAGGCACAGGUGUCGCGGGUUGUCAUCGGUACACGAGAUCCAGACCCCAGAACUGCUGGUUCCGGUGCGGAGCGUCUUCGACGAGCGGGUAUCGAGGUGCAGUUUGGACCUCGCGCAGCCGAGUGCUUGAAACUCUACGAGGGCUUUCAGCAUCGCAUCCACCAUCAGACUCCACUUGGUAUCCUCAAAUACGCCAUGAGUCUGGAUGGUAAAAUAGCGACGGAAACAGGGGAUGCUCGAUGGGUGAGUUCGGCGACCAGUCGACGGUAUGUGCAUGAGCUACGCGCUCGCUGUGAUGCUGUUGUCGUCGGCGCUGGUACGGUACGUCGAGAUGAUCCCGCUCUGACGGUUCGUUUGGAGGAAUCCAUCGAUGUACCUGAACUGGGAUAUGGCCAGCCCUUGCGUGUCGUCAUGUGCACCAGCGCUGCACGAUUGUGGCGAGAUCGACCUGACGCAAAGCUCUGGGAUACAUCAGUGGCCCCGACGGUGCUUGCAGUGUCGUCUGCAGGUGAAGUUUCUUCCUCGAAGGAGCUCGAUGCUGCUGAAAGAGAGGCGAUUCUUGCGUUACGCUCUAGAGGUGUCCAGAUUGCGUAUCUGGAUGCAUUACUUCCCUUGCCGCCGACGCGGGCGCUAAUGCAGUGGCUCUACGACUACGGCUGCACCACGGUACUCUGGGAGUGUGGUGGUACCCUUGCGACGUCAGCGGUGCGCGAAUCAGCUGUCCACAAAAUACUUGUAUUCGUAGCCCCAAAGCUCGUCGGGGGCAGGUCGAGCCCGACGCCGAUUGCCGCUGAUUUGGGUGUUCGCAACAUGGAGGAAGCGCUCGCGCUACGACUUGGUCGGAUGGAGGUCAUCGGAUCUGGGCAGGAUGUGCUCAUCGAGGCGUACCUCGACAGCAACAAGCUAUCGCCCGAUGCGGCUAGCGGCACUACUUGA
Messenger RNA from Cyanidioschyzon merolae strain 10D, 1575 nucleotides. Its product is annotated as diaminohydroxyphosphoribosylaminopyrimidine deaminase / 5-amino-6-(5-phosphoribosylamino)uracil reductase. The record is from RefSeq and is a predicted model, not a curated record. Lineage: Eukaryota; Rhodophyta; Bangiophyceae; Cyanidiales; Cyanidiaceae. Bases 1 to 1575 code for a protein of 524 amino acids. The transcript has a single exon. Gene Ontology annotation, biological process: riboflavin biosynthetic process. Gene Ontology annotation, molecular function: NADP binding; 5-amino-6-(5-phosphoribosylamino)uracil reductase activity; diaminohydroxyphosphoribosylaminopyrimidine deaminase activity.